AUGUUCCGACUGCCACGCAGCCUUGGCCUUCCACGUCUGCUCCGUGACCAGGCCCGCAUCGCAUCUCCGAACCGCUCCUCAAUCGCGACAGUGGCAGCCCGCUCGUUUUAUCCGCACCCGUCACACUCGAGCACUCCUGCCCGCCGCUCCUUCGCCACGACGCCGUCCUUUGCGCGUGCAUCCACCGCCUCGGACGCUACGGUCUCCGCCAUGCCCUCUUCCCAGGCAAUCCCCUCCGAGCCUUUCCCGCUCGCGGGUCUCCUCCCCAAGGACACCACAGAGGCCAUCAACUUCCUCCGCAAGUAUCCCCAAUACGACGGCCGCAAUGUCCGCGUCGCCGUCCUCGACACCGGCGUAGACCCUGCCGCCAUCGGCCUCAACCACAAGGGCAAAGUCGUCGAUGUGAUCGACUGCACCGGUGCCGGUGACAUCCCGCUCCAGCCCAUUCAGCCCAUCUCCCCUUCGGCCGGCGCGCACAUCGACUUCAAGUCCCCCUUCACCGGCAGGACCAUCCGUGUCUCUUCCAAGCUCACCAACCCCAAGGGCGAGUGGAAGAUCGGCUUCAAGCGAGCUUACGACCUCUGGCCCGGCGAGCUCAAGAACCGUCGCUCCGCAGAACGACAGAAAGCAUUCCUCGUCUCCCACCAGGCUCUCCUCUGCCAGGCACAAGCGGACCUCAACGCUCUCGAAAGUCCCGCAGCCUCGAAAUCACCAGCAUCUGCUGAUGCCUCGCCGUCAUCCUCCGACAAGACCUCUCCCGCCGAGAAUGUCAAGUUGCAAAAGGACGAGCUCAAGGCCCGAAUUCAGACGCUCAAGGACCUCGCCGCUUCCUACAGUGACGACGGCCCCUUGAUCGAGGUCAUCGUCUUCCACAAUGGCAAGAACUGGUACGCUGUCGUCGGCGGUGGUGAGGGUCAAACGCACGAUCCGGCUCGUGGCCAGCCAGAGGACUUGCUCAAGCCGCUUGACUCCCAAACUCUCGACCUCUCUGCCGUCGAGCCCAUCACCGACUUCCGCAUCGACCACCAAUGGCAAAGCUUCGGUCAGCAGGACCUCCUCACCUACACCGUCAACAUUGAGGACAACGGCAACCUCCUCAGCCUCGUCACCCUCGCCGGCAGCCACGGCACCCACGUCGCCGGCAUCGUCGGUGCUCGUCACGACGAACAGCCAGAUCUCAACGGCGUGGCUCCCGGCUGCGAGAUCGUCAGCCUCAAGAUCGGCGAUGCCCGUCUCGGCAGCAUGGAGCAGGGUCAAGCCAUGCUUCGCUCCGCACAGGCUCUCAUCGACACAAGGUGCGACAUCGCCAACCUCAGUUACGGCGAAGACGGCGCAUUCGGUGCCGAGGACAAGGGCGCCUUCGCCAAAGCUCUCCGCGACCUUGUCAUCCGUCAGCGCGACAUCCUUUUUGUCAGCAGCGCAGGCAACAACGGCCCUGCUCUCACCACCGUCGGCCAGCCCGGAGGCACGACCUCCUCCGUCCUCAGCGUCGGCGCCUACGUCAACGCCGGCGCCAUGCAAAAGGCCGAGUAUGCCCUCGUCGAAAAGGGCGUGCCGGACAGCGUCACCACAUGGUGCAGCCGUGGUCCCACCUCGGACGGUGACCGCGGCGUGUCCAUCUACGCCCCCGGCGCUGCCAUCACUUCCAUCCCUCGCUACUGCCUCCAGUCCUCCCAGCUCAUGAACGGCACUUCCAUGAGCUCGCCCAACGCCUGCGGUGCCAUCGCUCUGCUCCUCUCCGGCCUCAAGGCCGAGAACAUCCCCAUCACCCCGGCGCGAGUCUUCAAUGCCGUCCGUGUCACCGGCAAGGACGUCAACGACCCCCUCGGUGUGCCCUUCAUCCGCGUCGAUGCCGCUUGGGACUACCUCGUGCAGAACAAGGACCGCGUCGAGCAGGACGCCGAGUACCGAGUCGCGGUCACCCGCGCCGGCAAGCCCCUCGGACGCAUGGACAAGCGCGGCAUCUACCUCCGUGAGAAGGACGAGACCUACAACGUACAGCAGACCAACAUCACCGUCCGUCCUACCUUCAAGCAGGGCGAGACCGAGAAAGCCUUCAACCUCGAGCUGAGGUGCGCGCUUGCUGCCACACAGCCCUGGGUCCAAGUACCUGAGUUCUUGCUGCUCGGUGGCAACGGACGCACGUUUGAAGUGCGCGUUGACCCCACCAAUCUGCCACCCGGCCUCCACCAUGCCUGGAUCGAGGCCUACGACGCUGAAACACCCGGCCACAAGCUCUUCGAUGUUCCCGUCACCGUUGCCAAGCCUGAGCUAUUCCCCUCGCCGACGGUCAAGUUCGAAACCGUCCGAUUCGAGGCCGGAAAGAUCGAGAGGCGCUUCGUGCACGUUCCCGAGGGUGCCACGUGGGCUUCGCUCACGGUGCGCAGCUCCAAUCACUCAUCUCCUGGUACCAGUGCGCGCUUCUGGCUGCACUGCGUCCAGCUCGAGCCUCUUCAGCGUUUGAGCGAGGUCGAGAAGGCCUUCGUGCUCGUGCUGCAGGAAAACGAGCCGGUCAACAAGAAGUUCAAUGUUCGCGGAGGCAUGACCAUGGAGGUCUGCUCGGCGCAGUUCUGGUCCAACAAGUCGGCCUUCGACCUGGACUUGGACAUCGAGUUCCACGGUGUCACUGCUGCACUCGUCCCCGCCAGCGGCCGACAGGAGCUCACGCUGAUCGGCGGCCAGGGCCACGCCAAGAUCGAGUGCCAGUCGACCGUCCGCAUCGAGGACUUUAAGCCGAGUGUCACCUUUGACACGCGACGCACCUUCCACCGCCCAACCUCGUCAAAGAUCCGUCCGCUCACCACGCCCAGGGAUCUGCAGCCCAGCGGUAAGCAUAUGUUCGAGCUGGUCACCACCUACAACAUCUCUGCCAAGGAGGACUCCAACAAGCUCAGCUACUCGUUCCCGGCGCUGGGCAACCACCUGUACGACUCGAGCGUGCCUCUGCUCACGCAGCUAUUCGACCUGCGCAAGAAGCGCGUGCACUUUGGUGACGUCUACAAGAAGGAGAUCACCCUGCCCAAGGGUGAUUAUGCGCUCAAGGCACAGAUCCUCAACGAAAACAUGAAGGUGCUCGAGAGUCUCAAGAACGUCACGCUCAUGAUCGACCAGAAGCUCUCCAAGCCCGAGUCGGCGGCGCUCAAGCUCUACGACAACCACGUCGACCUGCACUCGGAGGCGGCGCCGGCCAAGUACAACGGCAUCAAGCUGCACCCGGGCGAACGCAUCGUGCUGACGCUCGACCUCAACCUCGAGGGCGAGGCGGUGCCCAAGGAGGCGCAACCGGGCGACGUGCUUGUUGGUUCGUUCGGCUUCGCUGCCGAGGGCAAGGGCCAGCUGCGCUACAUCGUGCCUCCGUCUGUCAAGAGCGACGAGAGCGACGAUGCAGCGCCUGGUGGCAAGAACGAGAACGAGAUCCCCGAGCUUCUCACCGCAACCGCAAAGAAGAUCAAGGACCCCAAGGAGAAGCUCGAGUUCAUGGACAAGCUGAUUACGGACUACCCCAAAUUCCUCGGAGCACUCGUUGCUAAGCUCGAGGCUCUUGAUGCGGAUGACAAGGAUGCCACCAAGCGUCAGCAGGUCAUCACCGCCGCUGAUCAGGUGCUUGCACAGAUCGACGAGACGCAAGUCAAGCUGUGCAUGGCGACUCAGAAGCCGUCGGCCUCGGAGCAGACGGACGAGGAGAAGAAGGCGAACAAGGCGAUGGAGGAAAAGAAGAAGGCUCUCGUCCUCGCGCUCAACCGCAAGGCACGUGUGCUGAUGACCGAGGCGGAAGAAUCCGCCGCGGCACACGACGAGCUCGAAAAGGUCUGGAAGCAGUACCGCGAGUACUUUGCGCCCGACUCCAAGGCCAAGGAGUACGUGGAGCUGUACGUGCGCUGGUGCAUCCUGCACAACCGCCCCGCCCUCGCCCUCCAAGCCGCGCAGAAACUCAAGAAGGAGCUGGGCGCAGGCACCCCCGACUCGAUCAAAGAGGUCGAGAAGAUGAAAGCGCUCGAGCUGCGUCUCGUCGGCAAGGACGGCCUCAACUGGCCCCUCUGGGCCGCCCAUCUCGAAAGGGCAGAGAAGAUCGCCGCCCCCGCCGACUACGCUCCUUUCUAA
Messenger RNA from Moesziomyces aphidis, 4101 nucleotides. NCBI's taxonomy places the organism in Eukaryota, Fungi, Basidiomycota, Ustilaginomycetes, Ustilaginales, Ustilaginaceae. The record is from the annotation of a GenBank genome assembly.